AUGAAGAGCCGAGAUACUAAUAGGGUCUCAUCAAGCCCGUCCUAUGAGAGCAAGCAGGCUGUCCUUUAUUUCAUAACAAUUAUAUUUAUGAUCCUAGAGACGAUGGCGGUCAUUCUACGCUUUGUUUCCCGCCGUAUCGGGAAGGUCUCAUGGAGCCGUGAUGAUACCUUAAUCAUCAUUAGUUGGGUAGUGACCAUUGCAUUCAAUGUAACUAUUUUGGUUGAUGUCCGCUAUGGAGGUACUGGCCUCCAUAUGGCACGAAUGAUGGAAACUGACCCGGCAAUGUCAGUCUAUUUCUCCAAGGAUAUUAUCCCUGUGGAGCCGACCUGGCUCUUUUCUGUCCGCGUCACGCGAUACAUUUGCUACGCGACGGGAGCUAUUAUCAUCUUAAAUUGUCUGGGGGGAUUUCUCGCUUGCUUUGGCGUAUGCGUCCCAUUGAGGGCACUCUGGGACACUACUGUUUCAGGGCGCUGCUUCAAUUUGAACUUGUUGCUUCGAUGGAUCCGACUCCCGCAUAUAUUGUCGGACGUCAUCAUGUUGAUCCUUCCCAUUUCGCAUGUCGUAAAGCUCCAAACCACUCGACGGAUCAAAUUAGGACUUCUGAUUACUUUUUUGCUUGAUAGUGUUGGAUUUGUCUUUGGGUUGGUAUGCUGGGUACAAUACUUCAUUACUGAUGCGAUAGCCGAUAAGACAUGGUCAGCAGUUGACAUCUUCAUUUGGAGCGUCAUGGAAGCUGGCAUGUAUCUCAUUGCUGCCUGUCUACUGGCAUAUCAGCCCCUAGUGAGCCUUAUUUGGAGACAAAUAAAGAAACGCCUCGUGGGUAUGUCCAUAACCAAAUCCGAGCAAGCCAGCACUAGAGACUACCAGACGGGAUCGAGAAGCCAUGAUCAGAUACCCGAUGGUCGGGCCUUCGUGCCCUUAAGCGAUAAAGAGGAGUAUAUAGGUUUGGUGACAGUGACCAAGGUGAAGCAAGGUCAACGUGAUGAGGUUGUAUGA
Aspergillus caelatus is the source of this 996-nucleotide messenger RNA. RefSeq lists its product as uncharacterized. The transcript is spliced from 4 exons. The record is from RefSeq and is a predicted model, not a curated record. The coding region runs from base 1 to 996 and encodes 331 amino acids. Lineage: Eukaryota; Fungi; Ascomycota; Eurotiomycetes; Eurotiales; Aspergillaceae.